AUGAUAAGUGCUGAAGCUUGGAAUGAUGUCCAAUUAGCAGAAAGUAACAGCGAUGAUUAUCAUUUGUUUCAGCAGUUGUGUUUCACAAAUAUGACUGUAUUGUCUGAUUGUGGCAGUUUUGAGUAUAAAGACUGUGCAGAAUCAUUUCUUGGAAGAGGUUCAUUUGGUUGCGUCUUCCGAGGUACUGAAAACAGUACGAGCAAACCAGUAGCAAUUAAAAAAAUGUCUAAAAUAUAUGUAAAAGCAAAUGAACUAAAAGUGAUGAAAACAGUUAAAAGUUCAUAUCUUGUUGGACUCAUUGAUGUCUGUAUGAACAGCAUAGACGACAGUAUGUAUAUUAUAAUGGAAUUAUGUGACAUUGACUUAGAUCGACAUUUAAAUUAUCACACUGUUGAUGGUAUAUUAUCACCAUAUAAUUUAAGGAAGCUGACAGACAAUAUCGUACGUGGAUAUCAUGCAUUAUAUAAAUGUUCUAUUGUGCACCGCGAUAUUAAGCCACAGAAUAUCUUGAUAAAAUACAGUGCCUAUAAGGAAAACUUGUUUGAUGCAGCGAAAAUCUCGGACUUUGGGAUUUCUCGAAUUUUAAGUGAAGAAGAACAAGCAUCACUAUCAAAUGUUGCUGGUACUCUGUAUUAUAUGGCGCCGGAAGUUGGUGCUAAUAUUUUGCGAACUUCUGAAUAUAGCCAUGAAGUAGACAUGUGGAGUUUGGGAUGUGUUUUCUAUCAAUGUAUCAUGGGCAAGGUUCCAUUUGAUGAACGUGAACUAUGCCGAAUAUUUCUUUUCGUAGCUUGCCAUAAUUAUGAUGCAUAUGACAAGCCUGAAUUACCAGUUGGUAUUGAUGAUGAUAUCGUCGGAAUAGUCCAUUCUUUGUUGGAAAUCGAUAGCACAAAACGGACAGUGCCUCAGGUCUUAUACGAUGAAAUAUGCAAAUUGGAUGGAAGCAGACGAUGUAGCAACGACUGCUCAUAUAUGGAUGAUAGUUUGAGUUGCAGAAGUAGUAUUGCAGAAUUGGAUGAUACAGAUUGA
Molecule: messenger RNA, 1026 nt
Organism: Thelazia callipaeda (thelaziosis nematode)
Lineage: Eukaryota; Metazoa; Nematoda; Chromadorea; Rhabditida; Thelaziidae
Source: the annotation of a GenBank genome assembly